Molecule: messenger RNA, 900 nt
Organism: Fragaria vesca subsp. vesca
Lineage: Eukaryota; Viridiplantae; Streptophyta; Magnoliopsida; Rosales; Rosaceae
Exons: 5
Coding region: 176-646 (156 amino acids)
Cellular component (GO): chloroplast inner membrane; chloroplast thylakoid membrane
Source: RefSeq, a predicted model, not a curated record
UGUAUGAUCUUGAUUGAAGCUAAGAACAAGGCCACAGUGUCGAUAAUCCCAAAGUGAAGUCUUUACACCAAAAUUUGUUUCCUGUGGGUACUCCUGCAAUACCACUCUCUCUCUCUCUCUCUAAAACUCUCUCUCUCUGUUGCUGGGUAUUAGUGUCUUGUAAAGUUGAAGAACCAUGAGUGCUGUUUCGAGCUCCUUCGUUUCAGUUCAGAAUCACAAGACCCACUUCUUGACUGGUUCCUCUACAAAGCCAGUGAACCACUGUAUUGUGAAUGUUACGCCCAGCAAGCUUACAUCAAACAAAAGGACACUUGUUGUGCGAGCAGGUAGUGGAAAAAGUACUGCUGGCAUCUUCGUUGGUGGAUUUGUGUUGGGAGGCAUAAUUGUUGGAGCAUUAGGCUGCGUGUAUGCACCUCAGAUAAGCAAGGCACUUGCGGUAGCCGGAGCUGAUAGAAAAGAUUUGAUGAGGAAGCUGCCAAAAUUCAUAUAUGAUGAAGAGAAAGCUCUAGAGAAAACUCGCAAAAUCUUGGCUGAGAAGAUUGCACAGCUAAACUCUGCCAUAGAUGAUGUUUCUGCCCAGCUACAUGCUGAUGAUGCCCCAAAUGGAGUUGCAGUAUCUUCAGAUGAAGUUGAAGCUUCCAUAUGAUAUAGUGUCUGCACAGCGUUAGUCGGAUGUUGUUACAUGUGUUUGCCACCGAGAAAUAAUGUUUAAAAUUUUCUUCUCAUUUGUUUACCUUGUUUAUAGACAUGGUUAAAUACAUAACAGACAGCAGCUUCAGUAAUUUCAAAACCAUAAUAGUUUCUGGAGUACUUAUUUGCUUUAACAUCAAUACAUUAUCGAACUUGUUUUCACUUUGUAUCAACUAUCAAACAGGAAGCUUUCCCAUGGUUGUGAAUGGA